AUGUCUUUCCAACGGCGUCUCACUACUCCCUCAAAAGACAUAAGGGAAUUUCUCGACCGCCACCCCGAAGUUGAAACUAGUGUCGAAGCAAAAGCACAGCUUGACGAAUUUCAUGAAGGCGACACGUUCUGCAUCGUGACAAAGAUUUUCAACAAUACAAUAUUGCACCAAGAAUACGAUGGGGACUCCAGAAAACGCGUUUUUGCCUUUGCCUACGUUGAGGACCCCGAAGCAUUGACUUGGUAUGAGAAGAAUAGGCAGGAUGAUAACGACAAUGAGAUUUGUGAUUGUAAGGUUGGGGAACCAGAAGGGCAGGACCAUCUUCUACAUGAAAGCGUAGUUGAAGUUAGAAAAGCGGAGUGUGAAAAACACAAGGAUUGCGAAGAACCAGACCCGGAAUGUUUGGCCUGUUGGCCUGUCUUGUGUGGAAGCAACUGCAAAUGGUAG
Messenger RNA from Fusarium venenatum, 447 nucleotides. RefSeq lists its product as uncharacterized. Lineage: Eukaryota; Fungi; Ascomycota; Sordariomycetes; Hypocreales; Nectriaceae. The record is from RefSeq and is a predicted model, not a curated record.